This is a messenger RNA of Carassius auratus (goldfish), 2044 nucleotides long. Its product is annotated as TRIO and F-actin-binding protein-like. Gene Ontology annotation, molecular function: actin filament binding. The coding region runs from base 251 to 1846 and encodes 531 amino acids. Lineage: Eukaryota; Metazoa; Chordata; Actinopteri; Cypriniformes; Cyprinidae. Gene Ontology annotation, cellular component: actin cytoskeleton. The transcript has 12 exons. The record is from RefSeq and is a predicted model, not a curated record. Gene Ontology annotation, biological process: positive regulation of substrate adhesion-dependent cell spreading.
UUCGCGGAAGCUUCAGGUCACGUGACCAACUGUUAGAGAUGCUUGCCUAGUCACGCAAGGAUGUUUUAACGUUUUUGUACUUGUGUUUAUUUUUAAAGCAAUAUUUAUGUGUGGGAAUCUGCUUAAAUGAGCGCGAAUUCGUGUUUGUUUAGUGCACGUUUAACACACAGUUCUGAGACAUUAUGUACUAGAGAGAACUGAGCAACGGAAAACAGUUUCUUUCCUCUUUUUCUCCUACAACCGGAUACACAUGUCGCUUGAUCUUCUGAGCUGUAAAAAGGGAUGGAUGUAUAUGCUGGAUGAAGAUGUAGAGUGGAGGAAGCAUUGGUUCGUUGUCUCUGACUCAGCACUGAGAUAUUAUAGAGACUCUGAGGCCGAGGAGAGAAAUGAGGCGGAUGGUGAGAUUUGUUUACGUCACUGUUUGCGAGUGGAGGAAUUUGAUGCUGAUAAAAACUAUGGACUUCAAUUGCAUAUGCGUGAUGGAGCGGUGACCCUGUCAGCGAUGACCUCCAGAAUCAGGAGGAACUGGAUCGACACACUGAGGAGCAGAGUCUCAUUCACGAAUUCAGCUGAAAGCGUCCGACACCCAGACAUCAGCGACAGAGAGAACUCUAGUUCCCAGAAUGCACCACCCCGAACCUCUCCCGCACCCCAUGAGCCGGGGUCAGAUGUCGGCGGUCCGUAUCAGGAUGAACCCAACACAGGGUCCUCAGCGUUAACCAACCAGAAUGAGGCCGGUGAGGGGCGCGACCGAGAGCUCGAAAGACGUCUGGAGGAACGGACCAAGUGCUUUCAGGAGAGAGUUUGCAACAGGGAGGGCAAAGACCCCUGGGACAGGGCUGAGUUGAAGAAGGGGGUCGUGAGUUCUGUGCAGGUUCCUGAUGCUCAGAUGGGGCCAGACGUCGAGAAGAAGUGGACGGACUUUGAGCAGCUUCCAAUCGUAGAAAAGAGGUCACCGGUUGGUUCCCAGAAUCUGCAAACGACAAAUGAGGUGCUUCAGCGAGAGGUGGUGUCUCUGAGGCAGCAGAUCGAGGCUCUUCGUCAGGUCCGUGUGCGGCCCAGCGUCUGCGGUCCUGAUGCGCCCUGCGCUCUGAAACUGGAGCAGAUGGAGAAAGAGCACAGAGAGAGACUUCAGAAGAUACACGAUGAGCACGAGAGAGACUGCAGAGAGAUUGAGACAGACAAACAGAGACUGCUGCAGGAGGAAGCCAAGAACGCAGUCCAAGCGAUGGAGGCUCUGAGGAAAGCUCAUCAGGAGGAGAUUGAGAAGCUGAGGAGUCAUGGAGGAGCAGAGACCAAAGACCCCUCGAUCAGACAACAGCUGCGCGAGUCGCUCUCUCUGCAGCAGGAGUUGGACGGUCUGUCCGAGCGUUAUUCCCAGCAGUGUGUGGAGCUCAACCGCAUCCAGAACAGCACUGAAGAGCAAAACGGAGAGAUCCGACAGAAGGAGAGAGAGAUGGAGCAGCUCCGCCAAGAGAACCAGGAACUGCAGGCACAUCUGACGGAGGAGAUAAGUCUCAUGCGAUCCUUCAUCACAGGCCAGAGGUCAGGAGUUGUUCCCCUCAGCAGCUACGAAAGGAGCACCUCUGAAUUAGAGAUGUUACUGAAGGUGAAGGAGAGCGAGGUGGAGUUUCUACACAAGGAGAUCAGCUGUCUCAGAAAAGAGGUCCAAACUCUUACUAAGGAGAAUGAAGUAUUGAGCGAGCGCUACAAGCAGGUGUAUGUGGAGCUGACUGAAUUACGGGGCCGCAGUGAGAGAGACAUCAAUGCACUUAAAGAACACCUCAAACUCACUAAUGCUGCUCUGGAGGAGGGGCGUCUCCUAGCCAACAGCACUGACCAAUGAGAGCACAGAUGGAUGGGAUGCAUUGGGUUCUCCAUCUCAAUAAGUCAUAUACAGUGUAUAAAGGCUAUUGUUAUGUGGAGCUCUUUUUUAAAAAAUAUUAUUGAUUAGAAACUACAAUGGUGCUGAAAGUGUAUAAAUACUGUAGGCUUUCAAGACAAGAUAUAUUUUAAUUUAAACCCAAUAAUAAUAAUAAAAUGA